AUCUGGCGCCAUACGAGUUAUAUAUUUUGAGUCCUAUUCAUUAGUUUUGAUCAGACUCCGAAAAUUAUGCGUUUUUCCUCACUACACUGUGAAUAAAUUCUUGAAAACAAUUUAAAGACACUUAUCUCAAGAUACUUGAAAGAAUAAAAAUAACGAAUGCCUGAAAACAAGGAAUGGAGGGCGAUCGAUUAACUAGUAAAAAUACGAAGGAAGGGGAUGAUAUUAAGACUAAGUCCAAAGAAAUUUUAGGUUUAAGUACUACAGUAGCUUUGGAUACACUAUACCAUGAUGUUGAACGGGUUUUACAAGAGUAUGAAGAGGAUCAUAGGAGAAAUAAGAAAUUCAAAGCUUGGUUAAAAGAUGCCUUACAUCAUCGUAGCCAAUAUACAACACUUUGUUGGACUUCGGCAUUUGUAUUGCUAGUCAAUGCUGUCAUUCUCAUUGUUGCAUUCUUUACACUCAACGAAACAUGGUAUUCUACACUGCCAUACCAAGGACUGAUAGUUUGUUGUUUAGUACUAUUAAAUUUUAUUUUAGUGGUGUCGGAUAACAAAUUACGACAUGAGGAAAUUCCUCAUAGGAUAAAAAUUCUUCUUAACCAACUCAAUAUUGCUCGUUCUACAUGCCGAUGGAAGCGCGAAAACUACCCACAUCUGUGUAGUCCACAAUCACCUUGUUUGACAUUGCAAUGGACAUAUCGCGAUGGCGAGAUAGUUAACUUACCUUGGGCGUUGUUGGUAGCUGGUGACAUGAUAGUGAUGAAACCAGGCCAACAAGCACCCGGAUAUUGCGUACCGUAUAAUGAUGCGGAAGCACCGAUCUUGCAUGCCAGAGAAGCAUACAGUCCCACAGUGCACAGCGCCAACGAGAUCUUCUCUACACCGCAAGCUCGUGUGCCCUUGAAAAAUAAGAUAUACAAGCUUCAGGAGACACCGUAUUUGAUGAAUUUACGUAUGGCGUUGGACCAGGCCCUCGAUCGGCCAGUAACUUAUCACAAUCGGAAGCGUCAUCUCUUGAUGAUCUGCUGCAUUGAACAUCUAGCUUAUCCAAUACUCUUAAUCGUCACCCUCGUAAUCAAUUUGCUUCGCUACGUAUAUGUGGCUGAUUAUUUUGGUACAGGCCACUGGAGCGAGAUGUUUCUGUUACAACCUGUUGCCGUGAGUCUUCCUCUGUUGCCGUUAGUGUUCCCCGCUUGUUGGAUAUUUCUCAACUGCUUCGGGAUGGCUCGUUUCAAGGCAUUAUUCAAGUUAUAUCUAUCCUCGAAGAAACUUCAGUUUGUAGAUCCUUUUGAAGACGCGGAUAUCAAUGGCCCCAAUCACCCGGAAGUAGUAUACAACGGACUUGAACUCAAGGAUUACUUUUUCGACAUCCUUUGUGGAAAGGAGCACAUGAUGUCAAGAUCCGCAAGCAUUUUGCAUGUUCUGGGCUCCGUGACCGCUUUAUGUUGUGUAGACAAAAAAGGAAUUCUGUCGUGGCCUAAUCCUACUGCAGAGAAAGUAUUCUUUCUACGUAACACGAAUAACACUCUAUCGCCAAGUUCGAGUACCGGUAGUGUGGACAAGACUGCUGACAAAAAUCAAGAAUCUGAAGAAACUCAAAUGAAUUCCAAUCGGAUGUCCUACAUGCAGCAUGAUAUGUCACACUCCACCGCCGAAGUAUUGGAUCUCACGCACGACCACGCCCUACCUUUUCGACUACAGUUCGACGAUCACUCAUGGCGACAACACUUGAACUCCCUCAAGCCGCUUGGCUUAGCAAUUCUCCUCAAUACGUGUAACAUGAACACGCAGGAGCAUUAUAUGCAGUUCUGCUGUCACGUUACCUGCGAAGCUCUUUACAACGAAAAUCUAGUCCCUGUGACAAACAGACGUUGCCUGUGCGAACUGGCGAAGCAGAUCGGCUUCCAGGAUCAGGCACAAAAAAUAUUUCAGCUGGAACAACAAUUUUCCACAUUCAGACAUGUGCAACCGGAAAUGGUCAGACGAGAUAUCAAGUUCGCUCGUUCGCUGAGCAUCGCGACGAAGCUGAAGUUUCCGUUUCCUCACAUGGUCGCCGUAGUCGUGAGGGAACGUAGCGGCGGUGGUCUGCAGUUAUUAACGCAAGGGACAGCCGACAUAAUUCUGGAUUCCUGCAUCGAAUUUUGGGAUGGUCAUGAUCUCUGUCCUCUGUCUGCGUCGGACAGGAAAAAGGUACAAGAUUUUUAUCAAAGGACCAGUCUGACGUCGUACUGCACUGCAUUCGCAUAUCGACCGUUGACAUGCGCCAUCAGCGACAAGAUAUCCGAUAUCUAUUUGGAACUUCCCGCGGACAGCAAACACUUAUAUAUACCUCACAGAAGUCCUACUCCUUUGCCAUGGGAUUUCAGAAACGUUCUUGAUCCAAGAGUACGAGGAAUACUUGGGCAAUUCCACUCAACAGAUUCUUUAUUAUGUAACGAAAACAAAGACGAUGACGUUAACGAUGUCGAAGGCUGCUUCGAGGUUCAGUGCAAUCAGAUCUUCAUCGGAAUGGUCACUAUGCAAUAUCAGGCACAAACAGACAUGGUGCAGUUGAUUGAACAGUUAGAUCGAGCAUGCAUAAGGUUCGUUCAUUUUAGCAAGGAGAACGAACUACGCUCGCGUGUUUUCUCUGAAAAAAUGGGUCUGGAGAGCGGCUGGAACUGUCAUAUCUCAUUACUUAGCGAGGGAGCCAGGUCUGAGAGUCCAGUGGGUUGGUGGGUGAGCCAGGCGGCAGCCAUGUCCUCACCCACUCCCUCACCCACGGCCCAAUCUCAUCAGCAUAAUUACUCCUGCAUGGACGAGGCCAGCCACUUGCUUAAUCGUGUCUUACCUCGCACUAACCUGAACAACAGUCGAGCGAUGAGCAUGUCAGCGCCAAGUGCCAUCAAUACAGAUUUUACAACGGUAAAAUUCGACGAUGAGACCACCGAAUGGAAUGACACGGGUACAUCGCAAGUGAAAAGUGCCAUGAGUCACAGAGAGCAAGAUACAGUGAGAAGUGAGGAUAGUGUCUUGGUGCAGAGUGUCGAUUUGGGAUCAGGUCAAGAAGGUUGGAGGUCUAUAAGCUGCCUCACCGAUAGCACGGAACAAAGUGCACCGGUCAACUUUGAUCUGUCGAACAGAGCCAAAUUGCCGAGGGGUAUAGACAAGAUACGACCGCACAUAGAGUUGAUAGACAACGUACCUUUGCUGGUAUCUCUGUUCACCGAUUGCAACACCACGGUGACCCGUGAGAUGUUGCACAUCAUGCAAGAUUACGGCGAGGUAGUAUGCGUGCUCGGUUCUUCCGCCAAUGCUGAAAACAUGCCGAUCUUUAUGCAGGCUGAUGCUGGCGUGGCAGUAGAACCUUUAUAUCCCCAAGUGUGCCAAAAGGUACCCGUCCUGAUAUCCACCACGGAAGACCAAGGAAUAUCACCUGUCGAUCUGAGCAGAGCCCUGAAUUCCGUUGCGUGCUCGUUGAGCGUAAAACGCGAAGACCCCGUAGCGAUUUUCCAUCUCAUUAUGGAGGCGCGUCAUUAUAUGAAGAGCCUGUGGAACUGCGUGCAAUUCUGGCUCUGCUGUACAGUCACCCUCUCAUUCACACAAGUUCUUUCGGCGUUCUUGUUGUUACCGCCGCUGUUCACUGUCGAGCAAGUGAUGUGGUUGUGUUGCUUAAUUAUUCCUUUACUGUCAAUAUCUAUGAUCGCCACGCCGAUAGAUGCGACAAUCAUGCAGCGCGCGACUGGGAAGAAUCAAUGUAUAGUCAAUGGAGAGGUGGCGUUGUUCGUACUAUGGUGUUAUGGCAGCAAGUUCUUGCCGACAGUGAUCACAAUGAUCCUGUCGCAGUGUGUCUCAUUUCUGACGCUCUGCCCCAUCUACGCGGCGCGCAACAAUUCCAAGUGUAUGUAUAUAUAUCCAGACGUACGGAGCCAAGAUUCUUGGGGCGGCUGGAGCAGCACGCCGAGCGUAAUUUCGGUCGUGCAGCAUUUGGCCCUCGCUCUCAUAGUUUUACAUUUUGCGACGAUAUCUGUUAGCUUCGUGCAUAGAGAAUACUCGAUAUGGAAGAAACAUCCUGUCAAUAAUUACAUAUGGUGCCUCAGCACGUUUAUCGUGUUGUGCGCGCAGGCAGCAUUCUCCGGUACAGCAUUCUGCAGAUUUUGGAAGGAGGAAGGCAAAAAUAUCGAGGACUUCCCUAUGCAUCUGGCGUUGUUCUUUCUGCUCUCUAUCCCGUUAACGUUCGCUGUUAACGAGUUGAUUAAAUGGCAAGAGAUUAAAGUGAACGUUAGAUACCAAAAAAGAGCGCGUCUAGAAUUUGGCACAAAGUUGGGAAUGAAUUCACCAUUCUAAUUUAAUUAUUAUUUCGUUACAUCCUGUAGAAUCGGGUGUGCCUGCAGAAACCAUAGAAAUUAAGCUUCUGCAAGAACUCGAAUAUUCGUUCGAAUUACUAAUGCAGAGUUUCGUGUACUUACGGCCUCGUCCCAAAUAUUGUCAAAUGAUAGAGGUUUAAACAAAAUAACGGUAUUUUUGUAUAAUAAAAUGUGUGUACUUAAAUUUUACAACAUAAUUAUAACAGUAAUCAUUUGUACAAUGGACACGCCAAAGGCACGUCGAUUACGAGCUUAAAUAAGCCUCGUAUAGAAGUUUACACA
This is a messenger RNA of Harpegnathos saltator (Jerdon's jumping ant), 4627 nucleotides long. RefSeq names its product transmembrane protein 94-like protein l(2)k05819. The record is from RefSeq and is a predicted model, not a curated record. The transcript has 25 exons. The coding region runs from base 174 to 4325 and encodes 1383 amino acids. NCBI's taxonomy places the organism in Eukaryota, Metazoa, Arthropoda, Insecta, Hymenoptera, Formicidae. Gene Ontology annotation, molecular function: nucleotide binding.